Molecule: messenger RNA, 894 nt
Organism: Aspergillus costaricaensis CBS 115574
Lineage: Eukaryota; Fungi; Ascomycota; Eurotiomycetes; Eurotiales; Aspergillaceae
Exons: 6
Coding region: 1-837 (278 amino acids)
Source: RefSeq, a predicted model, not a curated record
AUGGCUAGCAUCGGCGGCACGAUAGAAUCCAGUCAAGCGGGUUUGGCCACGUUGGGCGGCGGCGGGGAAACGAACAAUAAUGGGCUAAAACGAGUGGAGGGUCGCUUGAAGCAAGUCGAGAUGUCAAUGGAGGAGAAAAGCUGGAGCCCCUCAGGGGAGGAAAUCCCGCCUCCACUUGGGGAUCCGAAUGGACCCCAUCCAAUGUCGGCGACUCCGUGGAUGACGGAGACGUUUUUCCACGCAGCAAACGCACGCGAUGAUGUGAUGAUGCUGGAGAUCGCUCAACGGCGCGUUGCUCGUCGAAUAUUGCACCAAUCAGUGCUGUAUCCCCGCACUCCCGAUCGAGGCCAUGGCGGUGUCGAUCAUAUUGGGAAGGGGAGGAAAAGAAGCUGCCUUUGGUCGUGGCAAACCGGGCCGCAUCGAGGCGCGGGUUGGAACGGGCGCAACUGCAAUCCCUUUCGUACUAUUCAUCUAUCCCACGAUCCACUGGAGUUGGAGAGCAAUCCUCCAUCUUUCUCCUCUCCACCAGUAGGUGGCCUUCCUGCAGACCCUCAAACUUUGAAGCCAGCCCCGACCGAUUGGCACGUAAAACCCCCGACCGCCAGCCAGCCAGAUGAUCCGCAACGGAAAUGCCCGACCGUCGCAAAGAACAGCCCCAGGAGAAAAAAGAAGGGCUCGGAUCACCAAUCAGUCCGGUUGAUCAGCAUCCCAUCUCGCGUUGGCGAUUUCCCACCUGCAGCAGAUGUCGCUGACUGGCUGGCUCGGCUGCGGGAUGGAGCUUUAGUGUCUGUGUGUUCUGGAGUCUUUUCUGUCCUGAUCAUCCCGAGCAUCCACUAAGACCUUUAAGAGUAACAGCCUGUUAGAUGACAGUCCUGGUCUGACAGUAGAGUUAGG